AAACAACAUAACCCUCGUAGAUGCCCUGCCUCUCUUGCAUAACUGUCUCUAAAGACAUGAGUUCCGUCGGAGUAUCUACUGCUCUCUUUUCUCCGGCUAAGUUCCACCGUCGCCGGGAAAAAUCACAAACUUUUACUCCGACCCAUUUCCCCAAUCCAAAUGGGUUCCCAUCUCAAUGGAGAAAGUCUCCACCUUUCCCUCCCAAACUCUCCCAAUCCCUCAAUUUCACUUCCCACUCUUCACAUCUCAUACGCUCUUCUCCCAACAGUUUCCUUAAAACUCUAGCAAAAAAAGCUGCGAUCUUUCUCGUUGGGUCUUUUGUCUUUAUAGGAUUCUGCUCUUCGAAGCCUGCUUUGGCAGUACCCACUGUUACCUCUCAAUCUGAGUUAGAGGACGAGGCACUGUUCGAGAAGGUUCUGGAGAGUGAGCCGGAGAACAUGGAGGCGAUGAAGGCUGUUUUGUAUAGGAAGAUGAGGAGAGGGAAGCCUGAAGAGGCUGUGAAGUAUGUUGAGAAGAUGAUUAAGUUAGAGCCUCGUGAAGUUGAGUGGAAGCUUCUUGAAGCGCUUUGUUAUGAGACUAUGGGACAGUUUAGUAAAGCUAAGAGAUUGUUUAAGGAUAUUCUUAAAGAUAAUCCUCUUCUCAUCAGAGCUUUGCACGGUCUUGCUAUGGUAAUGCACAAGAGUCAUGACUCAUCUGUAUUUGAUAUGCUGAAUGAAGCUAUGGAAGUUGCUCAACAAGGAAACCGAGUGACAGAGGAGAGAAACAUACAAGUUUUGAUCGGUCAAAUGCAUAUUGUUAAGGGCGAACUUGAAGAAGGUCUAAAGAUAUUUCAACAGAUGGUGAAUGAUAACCCUCGAGAUUUUCGACCUUAUCUUUGCCAGGGAAUAGUGUAUAGCUUAAUGGAUAAAAAGGAGGAAGCAGAUCAACAGUUUGAGAUCUAUUGGAGUCUUGUACCUGAAGAAUUCCCACAAAAGGGGUUUCUUGAUGAUGUUGCAUUGGCUGCUCAAGCCAAAUCCAGAGAACGACUCCAAAACACAUUCAAAUCUAAGUUUACUCAUGGAAAAUAGAUCCUGGUGAGUAAGUUUUAUCUUGCUCAAUGCUUAUAAAGAGAGUAUGCAGGUACGGAAUGUUAUAACGUGUGUCGUUUGAAAAGACAAAACCGCUCACAGAGCAGGCAGAGAGUCCAUCGCUGCGUUUGAUACCAACUAGAAGUCAGCUUUUGUUUUUGAUUGUAACUUUUGGGAGCAAGUUUUGAAACCAACAAAGCUCUGAGCUUAAAAUUUGUUGUGGUUCCUUUAAAUUUUAAUUAGUUAAUAAGUAUUAAUGGGCUUUAAUUCCAGUGACCCAUUUCCUCUUUUGUUUGCCUAGUGGCUUCUUUAAGGGCCCAUUUGGAUUCGGGCAUAUUAUCCCUCUUUCUCUCUAUUUGAAAAAAUAUUUUAGGACCCCACAGAAAAAGGUGAAUAACUUGUAAUGGCAAACAAGAAGUAAU
Molecule: messenger RNA, 1489 nt
Organism: Eruca vesicaria subsp. sativa (arugula)
Lineage: Eukaryota; Viridiplantae; Streptophyta; Magnoliopsida; Brassicales; Brassicaceae
Source: the annotation of a GenBank genome assembly